AUGCGUCUACUUACAACUGGACGUGAUGGCGAACGUGGUCUAGCUGACUUUGUUGGCGAUCAUAUCCCGCCCUAUACAAUUCUUUCGCACACUUGGGGAAAGGACUGUGAUGAGGUUACCUUUCAAGACAUGAUUGAGGGCAAAGGGAAGAACAAUCUUGGCUAUGAGAAGCUCCUGUUUUGCGAGAAGCAAAGUGCAAAUGACAACAUCCAGUUUUUCUGGGUGGAUACCUGCUGCAUCCAUAAAACAAGCAGCGUAGAGCUUUCUGAGGCAAUUGAUUCUACGUACCACUGGUAUCACAACGCAGAUGUUCGCUACGUGUACUUCUCCAUGUAUCAAUCGAAUUUUCCUUUCAUCUUGCAUAGGGGCUCAGCAUUGCACGAGAUUGGCGACACGUUGAAAUGCCUUAUGGGCGAUGUGAACAGAGAUGGCUGGCCAGAUAUGGUCGCUUUCAAGUCGAGAGGCACCAGUAGACACAUGAUUGAACUCAGCGUCCUUUCUGGAGCCUCAUUAUUCAGGACAUUCAUUGCACAAAUAACAAGUGGCCUGCCCGUAACAAAGGCAACACAAUAUGACUUUGCCCUGGUAGACUGGGACGGUGGCAAGAAAUCGGGUCCCGUUGUCAACAAGAAAGGCAGCAAUGAUACUAAGACCAUCUAUGCCCGCAUCUUUUCCGGAGCCUCUAAUUUGCAAGACGUUAUUCUGCAAACCGGGACCGCACCCACUAAACUGACGACACAUGGACCUUCUCAAUGGGAAGGCAUCAACGGCACUAAAGCGCACGUCCUCUCCGGCGCAUCAGGCUUCCAGGAAUGCAUGCUGCCAAUGGGCACUUGCUUGCACGAAACUAACGCUGGAUUCCACUUCGCCGUCGCAGACUGGAACGCCGACGGGUGCUCAGAUACAUCACCAAGACCCACGAGCCUUCAAGGGCCUAAGGAGAUAAAACCCCCAGCACGCAGUGUGAUUUAUAAGCUGGACUGA
Fusarium tjaetaba is the source of this 984-nucleotide messenger RNA. Its product is annotated as het-domain protein. The record is from RefSeq and is a predicted model, not a curated record. The transcript has 3 exons. NCBI's taxonomy places the organism in Eukaryota, Fungi, Ascomycota, Sordariomycetes, Hypocreales, Nectriaceae. The coding region runs from base 1 to 984 and encodes 327 amino acids.